GUAAUAGGUGGUCCUGCUGGGGGGUCUGCGACAGAGCAUCAGGCACGAGACGCCCCACCAAAGCAACGGAUCAGACAACGUCUACAACUGCAGCUAGAAGAAGAGGGAGAAUACUUCGACCUCGACGCUGUCGAUACCACUGACGAUGAGGCAUCGAAAGAAGCCGCCACUCGUCGUUUGGGACCAGAUUCUCGCCGAGCCCCGGUUGGUGGUUCAACCACGAUGCGGGUCACAAGAAGAACGCCCGACAAGAUGGCUAAGCGAACGACUUCAAAGCGACGAUAUCAUACAACGAGAUCGGUUAUCGACGAAUCAUACUCUGAUAAUGUCGAUUCUGGGACAACCGCCCCCGUUUCAGGGCUGGGUAGCCAUCUGGCAACGCCAUUCGCUCCGAAGAAUGCCGUGAAGAUACCGUAUCCUCAGAGGGCCCCGGGAGUUGUAGACCGAGCCGAAGGCGAACAACGUUGCACUUCUGCUCCUGAAGUUGCUAGUCAACGAGCCAACAGUAUCCGCUCGUCGCCACAUCACACGCCCCCUCGUCAGACAGGAAGGACGUUUCAGGACGAAGAAUAUGGUCUAUACGCGUCGGACACGUCACCGUCCGAUCCAAAGUUCUCUCAUACAUUCUCUGUCCUGUCUAUAUCGUCUCCGUCCAAUUCCCCACUUGGUGCACGAGAUGUCAUUGAACUCUCGGACUAAGCAGCUUCUCCGGUCCGAGCCGGUCCGAGCUGAUGAUAUCAUGGCUAGAUUGGAUUUCUGCAGCAUCCGCUAAGACUUGACUUCACUCAUCC
Molecule: messenger RNA, 791 nt
Organism: Punctularia strigosozonata HHB-11173 SS5
Lineage: Eukaryota; Fungi; Basidiomycota; Agaricomycetes; Corticiales; Punctulariaceae
Exons: 1
Coding region: 223-699 (158 amino acids)
Source: RefSeq, a predicted model, not a curated record